AUGGCUCGAUUUGAGCUGGUAAAUGGUUCACAUUUCGAAGCUACAGCGAGCGGUAAAGAGCCCCAUCGAUCAUUUCCCCUGGGCUUGAUUUGGCACAGUACGGCUCGACCGACUUUUCACUGGGUGUCAAGACUCAGCGCAGAAAGCCUGCUGGUAAUGAGUAGCCCGAGGUAUGCAGUGAUCCAGGCUCGGCUACUAGCAACUAUUGUGCCACAAAAGGGUAACUCGUGUUGCGGCAAAAUUGGACUUGCGAACAAUAAUGCAGAUGGCAUAGUCAUAGAACGUGUCAUCAGCCGUGCAGAUCUUUUGGAGGUAGCACCGGACCGCGAAGAUGCCCUCAUAAGCCAUGCCACCACUGAAGAACUGCGCGAGACACUCGAGCUUCGUUCCACGUCCCCGCAUGCUCGGUCUCUGCAUAUCUAUCAGAGCCAUGAUUCAAGCAUGAAGCUUCCCAAGGCUUCUGUUCGUACAUCUGUCUUUCUCAACGCCGGCCCCUCUGUAUCAGACACCAGUGGGACCUCAUUGACCGAAAACUAUCGGCGACGCGUCUUAUCUGCAGAUACGGGCCCAACGAAUGUUCUCAAGGAUAUUCGAAACCGCCUCGUCACGGACAUCAAAGGAAACGUAACAUUAUGCGAUCCAUGGAACCUUAGACUAAGCACUCAAGACAAACUGAUAUCCCCUCGACCCCUGGGACCGACUCACAUACUUGUCAUUGUCGAUGCUUCUGAAGUUUCCGAAACCACGUCUCAAAAACGCACCGUACGAGCCCGCUCCAUCGAAAUGCCGAUUAACGAUCUACUGUUCAAACUGAACAUGCCUAACUUGUCAAACGAACCCAAGCUUCCACCUCGUAUGCAUCAGGAACUUCCCCGGGUCGGUAUCCGAGUUCCCCACAUCGAGACAUUUCUUAUCCUUGUGAUCUUUUUGCACACGCGCAACCGGAUCGAACUGAUGCGUUCCGUCCUUCCAGAGUGGAUCAGAGAUAUCUUACGGCAAAGGUUGACCGGAUCCCGGCCUGCUGUCCCUGCGCCGGUCGAGCUGAAGGAAAAGAAAAGGGGAAAAAUAUUCGGUAUCUUGAGCCUUGGCUCUCUGUCCACGGAAAGUGUCACGUUGUCUGCCCCUGCGGAGUCUGGCUCUGAGCGACUAUUUAAUGAAGUGGCUAAGGAGAUUGCAGAAGCAUCGCGAGACGGCGAGGCAUUCGGGCAUGAUCUUGUGGGGGCUACAACGACGCUCAAUGCAUUACGCGAUAACUUAACGUUUAUCGGGUUUUAUGAGAAGGCGCUGUGGGCGGAACUGGAAGACUAUAGCAAUGUUUUAGCUCGUGCCAUCACCCUCACCUCCGAGUCCAAGGAAAACCCUCAAUCAGCUCUCGUUAUCGCAGGACUUGACGAAAAAAUCUAG
Desarmillaria tabescens is the source of this 1404-nucleotide messenger RNA. RefSeq lists its product as uncharacterized. The record is from RefSeq and is a predicted model, not a curated record. The coding region runs from base 1 to 1404 and encodes 467 amino acids. NCBI's taxonomy places the organism in Eukaryota, Fungi, Basidiomycota, Agaricomycetes, Agaricales, Physalacriaceae. The transcript is spliced from 5 exons.